Messenger RNA from Lactuca sativa (garden lettuce), 462 nucleotides. RefSeq lists its product as uncharacterized. The record is from RefSeq and is a predicted model, not a curated record. NCBI's taxonomy places the organism in Eukaryota, Viridiplantae, Streptophyta, Magnoliopsida, Asterales, Asteraceae. Gene Ontology annotation, molecular function: aspartic-type endopeptidase activity. Gene Ontology annotation, biological process: proteolysis.
AUGGGAGAGUUACCGAAGAAGAUGGGAGAUCAUGGACACCUCACUCUUCCAUGUGAAUUUGGGAAUAAUUUAAAGACUUGUGUAUUAGCUGAUUCUGGGGCUAGCAUAAAUCUAAUGCCUUACUCAUUUUAUCAAAAGCUCAAUAUUCCAAAUUUGAAGGCUACAAGAAUGACAAUUCACAUGGCCAAUCGUUCAGUGAUACAUCCUAUGGGUAUUGUGGAAGAUAUUUUAGUGAAAAUUGGGAAAUUCUUGUUUCCAAUUGACUUUGUCGUGUUAUACAUGAAAGAAGACAACAAUGUCCUAAUUAUUUUUUGUCGCCUGCUACUAAAUACUGCUAAAGCCUUUGUUGAUAUUCCCGAAUCCAAGUUUACCUUGAGAGUUGGAGAUGAUGAAGCUAAUUUUGGAGUAGAAAAUGGUUUCCAAGGGAAUGAUGUUCAAGGUGAAGUUUUCAAUGUCGAUUAA